Oppiella nova is the source of this 498-nucleotide messenger RNA. The record is from the annotation of a GenBank genome assembly. NCBI's taxonomy places the organism in Eukaryota, Metazoa, Arthropoda, Arachnida, Sarcoptiformes, Oppiidae.
AUGACAGACGACUACUGGAGCCGUAUAGAGGACCCCCGAAUCAAGGACUACCCGGUCUAUAGCGGACCCAUUUGGAAGAUUUUGUCCAUAUUGAGCACCUACCUAUUGGUCGUCAAAGUCCUCCUACCACGAUAUAUGCGGCACCGGCAGCCCUACCAUCUCACUGGCUUUACACUGGUCUACAAUACACUAAUGGUGGCGCUCAAUGUCUACAUAUUUCGCAAAUGUGUUACAUUUCUAGAUUCUGGCAGAAUAUUCCUGGAGUUUGACUUUCCCGACCGCACCGACACUUCCAGUCAUUCAAAUGACUUUAUACAAUUCAUAUGGAUAUUCAGUAUGUCCAAGUUUGUGUCGUUCACGGACGCCGUCAUAUUAAAUUUGCGCAAAAAGACCAGGAACAUCACUUUCCUACACCUGUAUCACCACACGGUUCUGCCCAUCAUAUGCUGGCUGUCCAUGAAACACAACGCGUCCAUACCUAUCAUAAGACUGUUUAUU